UCCGACGCGGGCUCGGGCGGAAAGGCCAUCUGCGGAGCCUCGGGCUCUGUUGUCCUCGCCUGUCAGCCGUUCUGAGGCCCGAGGUGAUGGUUCGCCAACUGACCGGGUCAGGUGGUUGCUUAUCUGUUUAACGGGCGUGUUGUGCGACCAGGAGUCGGGCCCGAGAAACCACACCGCCGUUGCUGGGUGGGGCGGAGCUGGUUUUCAUCGGCUGGGCACCGAGGUUCUGACAGCAGCGACAGUGCCCGGUGUUUACCUGGACGGGUAUGGCACCGGAGCACGCACCUGUCUUCGGCUGCUUUAAUUUAACGACCCAUUCUGCUGGUGCCUCUUUCAGUAGGGGUUUGAUGACUCCCAGUGUCUCCAGGCUGUUGUUCUCGUCUUAGCACCAUGCCUCAGAAGUUACUCAAAAAUGCCCACUUCAUUGAAUUAGGAAAUUACCACUAUUGGCCUGUGCUUGUGCCACGAGGUAUCCGUCUGUAUACCUAUGAACAAAUUCCAUCUUUUCUUAAGGAUAAUCCUUAUAUUACAGAUGGAUACAGAGCUUACCUACCUUCAAAAUUGUGCUUAAAGAGUCUAUUCGUCCUUUCUAAUGAGACGGUGAAUAUCUGGAGUCACCUUCUUGGAUUUUUCCUGUUCUUUGGUCUUGGUAUUUAUGAUAUGACCAUUGUACUUCCUGAAGCAAAUGCCUCCAGGGAUGAUUAUGUUAUAUAUUCUAUCUGUCUCUUCUGCUUUCAGGUUUGCAUGCUUUGUUCAGUGGGAUAUCACCUAUUUUGCUGUCAUCGCUCUGAGAAAGCAAAUCGUCGCUGGAUGGCCCUUGAUUAUGCUGGCAUUGCCAUAGGGAUUUUGGGCUGUUACGUUCCUGCAGUGUUCUAUGCCUUUUACUGUAAUGAGUUUUGGCGACAAGUGUACUUAAUAAUGGUGCUGGCUAUGAUAUUGGCAGUAUUUUUUGCACAAAUACAUCCAUAUUACAUCACUCAGCAGUGGUACAGCUUGCGUGCAGUCAUUUUCUGCUGUGUUUCUGCAUAUGGGCUGAUCCCAGCAAUUCAUUGGAUUUGGCAGAAUGGAGGGAUGAGUGCACCCAUAGUUCAGGCACUUGUUCCACGCAUAUUUGUGAUGUAUUUCAUCGGUGCAGUAGCUUUUUUUCUCUAUAUCACAAAAAUCCCGGAAAGAUACUUCCCAGGACAGGUGAACUACCUGGGUUCCAGUCAUCAGUGUUGGCAUGUCCUUGUUGUCCUGAUGUUUUAUUGGUGGCACCAAACUGGAGUGUAUAUUACACAAUAUAGACACAACCAACCCUGUUCUGAAUUAAUCAAUACAUAACAGUAGCGUUUUGAGAGAAAUUUCCUUAAGUGCCUAUUGAGUUUGUAAUAGUACACUGAGCAGGGGAAGUCAGCAAUUUUUAAUUGUUGAUUUGAUAAGUGUUCACUACUUGUAUAGAUAUUUAAACAUAUUGAUAUUUGGCUUUUGACUUGAGCAGUAAAACAUGAACUGUUUUUGCAGUAGCCUUUUAAGGUGUACCCACAUGGAGAAUUUAGAUAGAAUAAUUCUUGAAAUGUCAAUAAUUGGAAAAUCAGUGGACACAUUAAUGGCUAAGACAUAAUUUUUUUAAGAACUGGCAAGUUGCUGGUCACAGCCAUGUGGAUCUCAGAUUAUUUAGAUGUUGUUUUAAACCUGUAAUGCACUGUAUUUUAUUAACCCUUGCUUGGGAGUCCAAGGAUUCUAAGAGGUUCAGUAAUUAUCUUGUACAUUUGGUUAACAAGCAGCCAAAACUGAACUUCAUUAACGUUUUAGUAUUCAUGCAGAUUUGAAGCCAGCAAUAAGUGAACUGUUUUUGAACUAGUUAGUUGAGUUUGUGAGAAGACAGACAUAUUCCUAUUUCCACAUGUGGAAAAUGAGAAAGGGCAAACUUUUUUAAAUUAAAGCAUGCAUAAUACUUGGAGGAUAUAGUACUGUCCUAAGGAAUAGAAAUGGGAAGAGAAUGGGCAGUUAUUUAAAAUUAACUAGUCUACAGUGCUAGGAGAAACAAUUAAAACCUUAAGUUACAGCAUUUUCAAAGAAUACUAUUAUGGCUGGCACUGGCUUGAAGUGACUCAACUGUACCACAAUUACUUCAGUGUUUUUAAGUGAAAAUCUAAAUGGGACUGCACUACAGCUGUAAAGCAUGUCCAAUACUUUGUGCAGUAUAAUUCAUGUGAGGUCAAGAAGAAACGUGGUUACAACCCACCUUUCUACUGUUGUAGAGUGAAGGGGUCAAGUAGAGAUCGUUGUAAACUAAGGCCGGCAGAUUAUUAGAGCAGACCAGGGAUAUAGCUGUCUGUCAAAGUUACCAAAAUACAAAUUUAGAUAACCAUGCAGUUAAAGCAUUACUACUGAACACUGUUAAUUUGUACAUUUUGUUUUUUAUGAAAAGUAGUCAGAGCAUCAGAUUGAAUUAUAAAAUUCAGAGGGUUAAGUGCAAUUUUAAAAAAAAAACAUACUUGCAUUGAAAAAAAAUUUGCCAAAACAGCUACCGCUCUUCAAGAUCAGUUUUAAAAAAUUACCAUCUGUCUUGUUUUCACUCUUACAUUUUUACUACUUGCCCUUAAAGGGACAAGCUGGUCUUGUGGUUUUUAGAUUUAUGGAUUGUAUUCAUGUUGGAAAAUGUAGCUUUUUUUGUUGCAGAAAAAGUGUUUUGGGUUCAUGUUAAUAUUUGAACUCUGCUUUUCCUGUAAUUCAGUGCUGGUCUUGUCAAAUAAAAUCUUUUUUCAACAAAGCUGAAUUAUUGAUUUGCAUCAGUUCUUUCAAAAUCCACAAAUUACAAAGUAUCUAUAAAGUCCAAGGUGUCAUUUGGGGCUAGGCAGCAAUGUUCUUUCUAAUU
Molecule: messenger RNA, 2860 nt
Organism: Mobula hypostoma (lesser devil ray)
Lineage: Eukaryota; Metazoa; Chordata; Chondrichthyes; Myliobatiformes; Myliobatidae
Gene: paqr3a
Product: progestin and adipoQ receptor family member IIIa
Exons: 7
Coding region: 391-1323 (310 amino acids)
Cellular component (GO): membrane
Molecular function (GO): signaling receptor activity
Source: RefSeq, a predicted model, not a curated record